Messenger RNA from Miniopterus natalensis, 2003 nucleotides. It is a transcript of the gene C7H18orf32, whose product is annotated as chromosome 7 C18orf32 homolog. The record is from RefSeq and is a predicted model, not a curated record. NCBI's taxonomy places the organism in Eukaryota, Metazoa, Chordata, Mammalia, Chiroptera, Miniopteridae.
ACCGGUUUACCUGCCCCUUUUGCUGUGUCCAUUGGCUCGGCUGCAGCAGGUCCCUCCCUCCGGAAGUGCGGACAUUUCCUCUUGGGCUUGGUGGUCGCUGUUCAGGAGCUCCUACCUGGCACAAUGGUGUGCAUUCCUUGUAUCGUCAUUCCAGUUCUGCUCUGGGUCUACAAAAAGUUCCUGGAGCCAUACAUAUACCCUCUGAUUUCCCCCUUUGUUAGUCGUAUAUGGCCUAGAAAAGCUGUGCAAGAAUCCAAUGAUAAAAGCAAAGGCAAACUAGACUAUAAGGGUGCAGACAUAAAUGGAUCACCAACAAAAGGAUCAACAGAAAUCUCUGAUAAAAAGAAAGACUAAAGUGAUUGUCGCAGAGGACCUCAUUGUUUUCAAAAUGGACCUAAUAAUCUGAAGCACCUUCUUUGUAAUUGUCUCUGACCUUUUUCUCUUAGACCAGAAUUUGGGAUCGAUGGUUUAGAUAUUUACCUGAUACUAAUCAGGAAAUACAUGGUAUUUAUAUUUAAAAUGUAUUUAGUUAUAUUUAAUGAUCUCAUUCCCAAGUUCUUUUUUCAUUAAAGUAGUUUUAAUAAUAUGAAUAAAUAGGUUUGUUCCAGUAGACACUGUUGCUAAAUCAGUACCUAAACAUCCUUGGGCUUCUAGCUUUUGUUCAGGCUCUUCGAAUCUGAGUAUAUUUUUACUGUGAAACAGUACAGUGAGACUAUGUGGUGAAAUGAAAGGGAGUUUUUGGAGAUGAUAAUGACUUGAAACAUAAAGUUAUAAUUACUGCCCAACACAAUGGAGCCCCUUAUCUGUAAGAGUAGUAAUUACUGGUUAUUGCUCUGAAGAAAAUAGCAAAGACAGGAAAUAGAGGAAAUUUCUUUGGAAAAAAUGGGACACCUUUUCCAUAAAUGUCUAAUGUAUGUUAUAAAAUUAUAAUCUUUGUUGCAUUCCUUCUAUUCCUACAGAAUGUAUUAGUUUAGCUUGUGGUUAGGUGUUGUUUUUUUUUAAGUUUAAAUAUUUUUUUAAAGGGACAUUUUUCACCACAUCAGAAAGCAGAAUUAUAGUAGUACGAUGGUAUCUGGACAGUUCUGAGACAGCAAUAUUGUUUUUCUUUUUUAAAAAAGUAGAUUGUAUCAGUCAUUUUUUAUUGCAUAACAAGACACCCCAAAACAGUGGUUUUCAACAACAGUGAUGUGACUGGGCAGUUCUUCACUGUCUGGGCCUCUACAUGGUCUUUCACCCCUGGGCUGCUUCACUUUAGGAACCUAUAAACGUUCAGAGAUAAUGAGCCAUGUCUUUAUAUCAUAUUUAUUUAUUCCCUCUGAGGCAUAGCGAGGUUGGAAGGGACUUCUGCCUUUGGAUCCCCAAUGAAGUCCUGGGUCCUAACCAAGGUUCUGUUAAGCUAUCCAUCUGAUCAAGUCAUUGAUUCACCGUGACUGCAUUUGAUAGAAAUCAGUGGGUUUCAAGUUUUCUGUCUCAACCCACCUGAGGGAAAAGAUAAAUUACCUUUAGCAACUAAAUUCCGUUGAUCAACUUAGUUUGUUAUUUAAGGUAUAAAAUCUAUAUUAUAAAAGUAGCCGAUGAGUUCAUAGUAAAACAAUGCAACAGAAAGUUAAAUGAGAAGUUCAUGUUCGUCCACUACUCUCAUUCCCUUAUUCCAGCUCCACAAAUGUAAGCACUAUUCUUUUGUGUAGCCUUCUAGCAACUUUCUUAAAAUUCAUUUGUUUUUAUUAAAUAUAUCAUUUUUUAAAAUUAUAAUAUUGCAAGAUAUAUAAUGUUCCUACUCCCUUAGUCCCCAAAGGCUUUACUCAUUUAGCUGAUGCUUUUGUCUUGUAUUUUAUUUCUUUAUUUCUAAAUAAUACAUAUAUACUGCCAUUUUUGGAGCUUUCAGCUUUCCACAUUACUGACCUCCUGCCAUGGUUGAGAUAUAGCUAUCUUAUACUGUAUUCCCUCUACUUCUCCCACACGUCCUCUGUAUAGGUUUUUAUAAAUUUUGGUUAAGACAUUAA